Molecule: messenger RNA, 1113 nt
Organism: Dioscorea cayenensis subsp. rotundata (Guinea yam)
Lineage: Eukaryota; Viridiplantae; Streptophyta; Magnoliopsida; Dioscoreales; Dioscoreaceae
Product: 50S ribosomal protein L12-1, chloroplastic-like
Exons: 2
Coding region: 77-625 (182 amino acids)
Biological process (GO): translation
Cellular component (GO): ribosome
Molecular function (GO): structural constituent of ribosome
Source: RefSeq, a predicted model, not a curated record
AUCUUAUCUCGUAUUCCCCCUCCUUUCCCUCCUGAAUCCCUUUCUCUCUUCUCCGUAGCUCUCUCACUCGGCAGCCAUGGCGGCCUCACUCUCCGCUCUCACCUUCUCCUCCGCUUACUCCAAGCCUUCCCCUUCCUUCUCCUCUUCCCCUCUCUUAACGCCUCCCAGAACCCUUCGCCUUCGUCGCCGCCCUACCCUCGUGCCACCAAUCGCCGCCACUGCCGCCGUUUCCCCCAAGAUCGAGGAGAUCGGUGAUAAGAUCGCAGGACUAACCCUUGAGGAGGCUAAGUCCCUUGUUGACUUCCUUCAAGAUCGCCUUGGUGUCUCCGCUGCCGCCUUCGCCCCUGCGGCCGUCGCCGCUGCCCCUGGUGCCCCGGCUGCGGAAGCUCCUGCCGCUGUUGAGGAGAAGACCGAGUUCGAUGUUGUUAUUGAGGAAGUGCCCAGCAAUGCGAGGAUUGCCACUAUUAAGGUCAUUCGGACGCUGACGCCUAGUCUUGCGCUGAAGGAUGCCAAGGAUUUGAUUGAAGGGCUUCCGAAGAAGUUCAAGGAGGCGGUGUCGAAGGAUGAAGCUGAAGCGGCCAAGAAGCAGCUUGAGGAGGUCGGGGCUAAGAUCAACAUCGUUUGAGAUGGUUCUUUCAACUGGAGAGGAAAGAUGUGAAUCCAGAUGGUGGUUAUUUCCCUAGUGACAUGUAGCAGAUUACUUAAGCAAUUGUACUUUUCAAAAUUGCCUCUUCAGCUGGCUAAACAGUUCAAGAGCAUUGUGUGCACAGAAUCGAGACCGAGAACAUUAGAUAGCAGGUCAUGAACGCUCGAAUACUGCAAAUUUCUUUUGAGCUUAAUUAAAGUAGAUGCUGAUGGAUUCCUUUUGCCAUCUUUAGGGAGAAGGGGAUAUUUUCCAACAUUUUCAAUGCGAAUUUAAUUUUAUUUCAUUCAGCUUGGAUUUGAUUAAUGGUUUGGGUUAAUUUUUAUUUUAUAAUUUAUCUGCCAACUUUGUACAAAACAAGGAUAUCUUGAUGCAAUUUGCACGCUAUGCCUUGUUCUAGAUGUUUGAUGGUUGAAUUAUGUUAUCCUUCCAUUAUUGAAGGUCAAGGCAAGCAAUUCUUUUGUGGGACA